Talaromyces atroroseus is the source of this 2250-nucleotide messenger RNA. RefSeq lists its product as hypothetical. Gene Ontology annotation, biological process: establishment of cell polarity; signal transduction involved in filamentous growth; hyperosmotic response. Lineage: Eukaryota; Fungi; Ascomycota; Eurotiomycetes; Eurotiales; Trichocomaceae. The record is from RefSeq and is a predicted model, not a curated record. The coding region runs from base 1 to 2250 and encodes 749 amino acids. Gene Ontology annotation, cellular component: plasma membrane; site of polarized growth; cell surface. The transcript has a single exon. Gene Ontology annotation, molecular function: osmosensor activity.
AUGCGCUCAAUCGCCCUCAUGGCGCUUGCUGCGCUAUCGUGUGCUACCGAGUCUGUCGCGACGGAAGCUCUACGACCUAGAUACUAUUUCCCACGUGAGGUCAACAGACGCCUCAACUCGACUUCCAGUGAGGAACCCAUUCCAGUUCUGAUUCCUGCGUCUACUUCCACCAGCACGGGAACCUCCGACGUCGUUGUUGUUCCUGUCUACGUUUACGUUGCUCCUGAUGGUACCACCAAAACAGUCACCGGAUCGGCUCAGCCAAGCACUCCUCUCGCUAUUACUACCUCUGCUGCAAGCCCAACCUCUGUCGCCGCUAAUGAUGUGACUUCGACCGCUUCUUCCUCGGUAGCUAGUACCACUUCUCAGUCUUCCACUUCGUCAGGUGGCCUGUUGGCUAGCCUGGGAAGCGAUGUGUCUGAUUUGGUAAGCUCCAGCACCAGCACUAGCACCAGCUCCAGUUCUACCUCCAGCACCAGUUCUACCUCCAGCUCCAGUUCUACCUCCAGCUCCAGCUCCAGCGCGACCUCAAGCAGCUCGGCGGUUACUACUGGCAGCUCCACUGUGACCAGCAGUUCUAGUUUUACCUCUGGAUCUGCGGUUUCUAGUUCCAGCUCGACCUCCAGCUCGACCUCUGAUCCCAAUUUGCUAUCAAGCCUUCUGGGAUCAAGUGGAAUUCUUGGAUUGUCCUCGAGCUCGUCUAAAGCGGCAGUCAUCUCGUCUAGCACUCUGACUGGAGUUACAGUUGGCUUGUCCAGUGUCUACUCAGCUUCCGCUGUCUCAACCGCUACUGGUAGUUCAUCUGCGGCUUCAUCUACAGCUUUAUCUGCGGCUUCAGCUUCAGGCACUAGCAGUGCUGGGCUUAUUCCAUCACUCUCACUGUUGAGUUCAAUCCUUCCCAUUCCUACCGCUUCGAGCUCGUCGAGCUCGAUCUCAGGAAGCAGCAGUGCCUCGUCAACGAAGUCCAGCUCUAGCAGCGGAUCUAUCUCUGUGUCAAUUCCCAUCUCAAUCCCAACUUCGUCGUCAUCAACUGCUGCUAUUCCAACUCUUAGCAGCCAUUCUGCGAUCCCUACCACCUCAGGCAGCACUUCGAAGCCCGCUAUUCCAAGCUUGAGCACCUCUUCCUCCAGUACCGCUCUUAUCUCUUCGUCGUCGUCCUUGGCAUCGACGAUACCAUCCUCCACAUCUCUUCCGGUUUCAUCUUCCACUGCGGUACCAUCUCGCACUCAAGUGACCAGCUCUUCUGUGACGAGCACCAGCGCCAGUGCCAGCGCAAGUACCAACGUCGGCGCCAGCACCAGCCUUAGCUCGGGAUCGUCUUAUUCAACCACCGCAGCAUCCACGGAAACGACACAGUACAUCCCACCACCAGUCCAGACUCCCACUGAGACAACUACUGGAUCGACUACCCAGGCAUCUAGUGUACCUACCGAACUUCCUCAGGCCAUCUCUCCUCCUGGUGGUACUCCAUCAGUUCCUGAGAACUCCACAUUGGUUCAGUUUGGUUUCAACAAGUAUCUUUCUUGGGAGACUGUCGCCACAUCGGAGAACUGGUCUGAUCAAAUCUACUACUACACUCCUAUUGGUGUUGCUUAUGCUCUCGCCGAUAGCGAAAGCGACGUUGUCAAUUAUUGGCUUGGUUCGUACGAUACAAUGAAGAGCCUUGGCUACGAUACGACCAUCAUCAAAUUCUAUAUUCCUAGUGACCAGGUCGACACACUGAAUGCGCAGCGAUUGCUUCCGUCAUCUGAUCUCUAUAAACAGCCAAACACGCCAAAUGAUGCACCCACCUAUGACCAGGAAUCAGCCAUCAAUCUGUUCUCUAUGCUAAACACAGAUAUUCCUCUUGUCGCUCAACAACCUGUUGGCACCAGCACCAGCGGCACCGGUGGCUCUUCUGGGGACGACGACUCAGGCUCUGGAGAUGAUGGUAGUGGAUCUGACGGCGGUGAUGAUGCUGGCGCAGGCAACAGCAACAGCGUCAACACUAGCUCUAUCGGCAUUGGUGUCGGAGCUGCCGCUGGAGCAGCUGCCUAUGCUGGAGUUAUGUUCUACGUUGCUCGCCGCUACAGGAAGCGCAAGCAACUUCACCAGCGUACCCCAUCUGUCUCUACUGCAUCGAUGAGUGAAGUUGGCACCGCAUCCGUGUUCGCUCCGGCAGCUCGCAUUUCGCACAACAGUGGUCGAAGCGGCCGUACUGCACAAAUUAGUGCUCCAGUCAUGUCAGAGAACUCUUUGGGAUGGAAUUAA